UCUCUCUCUCUCUCUCGUAAUUUCAUAUCGCCGACUGUACCCAGCUGAACGCAAAUCACCACAGUCAUCACCAGCAGAAGAAAGAGAAGAGACGAUGUUCAGGGACGUGUCGAGCUGUAACACCUAUAACUAUGGCGACGCCUUCUAUUGGGACGCCCGCUAUGUCGAAGAAGGAGGCUCCUCCGCCCUUUUGUCCGAAACUACAUACCAACCUCCUCUCGGGUUCUCAUGGUCGGCUGUGGCAAUGCUGUUAUGUCUGAGGACAUGGUUGCGGAUGGAUAUGAAGACGUAAUGAAUGUUGACAUUUCAUCAGUGGCCAUUGACAUGAUGAAAAGAAAAUAUGAGCACAUACCUCAGCUGAAAUACAUGCAAAUGGAUGUUAGGGAUAUGAGUGUCUUCCCAGAUGAAUCAUUUGAAGGUGUCAUUGAUAAAGGCUUCUUAAACCUGGAGGGAUCUAUUUGUUGGUAACUGUGCACCCUUAGAUGUGGCUUUAUAUUUUACAUCGUUCUUUCUUUUAUUGAAAUCUCAAAAUACAUAAUCUGUUCUUAAACUGCCACAGCAGAUAACCUAUGGUGAAGAAAACAGGAACUCUGAGCUUUGCUGAAAAAAAAAACAAAACAAAAAACAAAACAAAACAAAACGAAAAACAGGAACUUUGAGCAGAUAAAUACGGAUGCAAGCUGUCGAGCAAAAUAAGGACCUAGCAUAAAACGUGCCCUGUUUUACGGUUUAAAGCACAACGGUUGUAGUAGAAGUAGAACUAAGAUAAAUACAUCAAUGGCUAUAAAGUCACCUUUGGUUAGUUUAGAUAUUUAUGAGAGAGUGAUAUUCUAAACUAACCGAAUGUAAAUAUUUGAGUGCAAGGGAAUAAUAAUCGAACUUGGGUGCAAGGCUAAACUAACCUUAGCAGACCCAAAUAACAACUUUGCCAACGAUGGCUACAAAUUCCCUUACAAUGGCUAUAAAUUCACAUUUGGUUAGUUCGGAUGUUUAUGACAAAGUGAUAUUCAUGAGAUAAAUACAUCAGUGGCUAUAAAUUCAUCAUUCCCUUACAUUUGGUUAGUUUAGAUAUUUAUGACCCAUUUGGAAAUUAGGAGCAAUAUUUUCAUGAGGGAUGCAGAUUUUUAUUAGCUUAAAUAUGAACGAGAUUUUACGA
Messenger RNA from Prunus mume (Japanese apricot), 1156 nucleotides. The record is from RefSeq and is a predicted model, not a curated record. Lineage: Eukaryota; Viridiplantae; Streptophyta; Magnoliopsida; Rosales; Rosaceae.